Messenger RNA from Pestalotiopsis fici W106-1, 1245 nucleotides. RefSeq names its product GTP-binding protein. Lineage: Eukaryota; Fungi; Ascomycota; Sordariomycetes; Amphisphaeriales; Sporocadaceae. The record is from RefSeq and is a predicted model, not a curated record. Gene Ontology annotation, cellular component: cytoplasm. Bases 1 to 1245 code for a protein of 414 amino acids. The transcript has 3 exons. Gene Ontology annotation, molecular function: GTP binding; ATP hydrolysis activity.
AUGCCUCGGGAUCCUCUUAUCGGUCUCGUGGGCAAGCCAUCGGCGGGCAAGAGCACAACGCUCAACAGCUUGACCGAUGCCACUUCCAAAGUCGGUGGCUUUACCACCAUCGACCCCCAAAGGGCAAUAGGCUACCUCCAGAUUGACUGCGCUUGCAAGCGCUAUAAUCUCCAGGACAAAUGCAAGCCCAACUAUGGCGGGUGUGUCGACGGCCGGCGCUCCGUGCCCAUUGAACUCCUCGAUGUCGCUGGUCUCGUACCCGGUGCCCAUGAAGGCAAGGGUCUUGGCAACAAGUUCUUGGACGAUCUCAGACAUGCCGAUGCCCUGAUCCACGUCGUCGACGCGAGUGGUAAGACGAACGCCGAGGGCGAGAACACUCGGGGUUAUGACCCCUCGCAGGAUAUAGCUUGGCUGCGCGGUGAAAUCGUGGCCUGGAUCAAGGGCAAUCUGUACCAGCGAUGGGGUUCCAUCAAGAGGCGGCACGUCGCGAUCAAGGCGUCGCCAGUUGAGACACUGCAAGGCCAAUUCUCGGGUUACGGCAGCACCUCUUCGCUCGUAGCACGGACUCUGGAUAAGCUGGCCCUGAAAGAGCCCCUCGAAGACUGGGACGAGGCGACCGUGGACAAGGUCGUCAGUGCCUUUACCGACGAGAAAUUCCCAACCGUCAUCGCCCUCAACAAGAUCGAUGAUGCCGACGCCUACACAAAUCUCAUGAAGAUCAGCAAAAUGUACAAGGACAGCCCCAUUAUACCCUGUUCCGCUAGGGCCGAGCUUUUCUUGAGAAAAAUGGCCAAGCAGGGCUACGUUCAGUAUGUAGAAGGUGGCGACUCUGUGUGGACGAGGCAAGAUCUCAUUGAUGAUGGUGACCCCGAAGGUGGUGGUCUGAAGGAGCUGGAUGAAAAGAACCGGGACAUAAUUGAUGAGUACAAAGACUUGAUCUUGUACCGAUACAAUUCGACCGGUGUCGUCCAAAUUCUUUCCAAAGCAGCAGAGAUUCUGGGACUGGUGCCGGUAUUCCCCGUCCGAAGUACCUCUACUUUUGGAUCGGGGUCAGAUACUCGAUCGGUUUUCAGGGAUUGUGUCCUUGUCAAGAAGAACUUGACUGUCGGGGAAGUUGCCAGGAAGAUUAUGGGCGAUGUGACGAUUGCGUACAUAGAGGGAUCCAACGGAACACGAGUCUCGGAAGAAGACUCCGUGGCUGUUGGAAAGAACGAUAUUCUCUCGUUCAAGGUUGGAAGAGCAUAG